This is a messenger RNA of Drosophila rhopaloa, 813 nucleotides long. Its product is annotated as leucine-rich repeat extensin-like protein 5. The record is from RefSeq and is a predicted model, not a curated record. Bases 1 to 813 code for a protein of 270 amino acids. The transcript is spliced from 2 exons. NCBI's taxonomy places the organism in Eukaryota, Metazoa, Arthropoda, Insecta, Diptera, Drosophilidae.
AUGUCCGGGCAGCAACCGCCGCCGUACGGGAAUGGUCCGCGUGGCUGGAAUCCGCGUGCCCACAAUCCCGCCUCUCCAUCGCCAUCGUCCUUCCUGUACCGUCCGCCCUCGCCAUGGACGACGGCACCCAGUCCGCCGCCGAUAAUCUCGGGCCCUCGUCCCUUUGGACAUGCCAUGUCGCCGGCGCCACUCAACCAGGUGAGGGGUCAGCGCGGUAGCACCAAUAUACCCCAUCCGCGACCCCAGUGGCCAGGUGGUAACCAGUCACCGGCGCCCUACCAACAGGCACCGCCGCCGAGUGGCUACUACGGUGGAGUGGCAAGUGGUGGGGCAUCGCCGGCACCACGUCCCUACCGACCGGCUCCCCUGCAGCACCAGAACUCGUAUGGAGCCCAGCCGACCAGCUCGUUCCAGCUGUCGCCCACACCAUCGCCCAUCGUCUGCCAGACGCCGAGUUCGGACUUCAAUUACAGCAACCGGCAGACGCCACUGUCGCACCACCAGUACCAUCCACUGGGGGCAGCUCCACCGCCAUUCUUCCAGCAGCAGCAGGGAGCCCCGGUGAUUCCGCCACAACCGAGACAACAUGGAGGACACGGAGGACACGGACUGGCCCAGGAUCAGAUCGAUUUCGUGGGCGUGCCGCUGGAGCCUCCGCAACCUAAAUCCUAUGUGAUUUACGAUGACGAAGAGGAGUUCGGUCCAUCGACAGCCGAAAUCAUUGCGAACCAAUCGCAGGACUACGUCGACGAGAAGCUUGCCGAAUAUCAGAUGACGAUAUUGCAGUUGCAAGCUGAGUCAGCGGCAUUCUAG